UAAGCGCUGACAUAUAUCCUCAAUUGAACUCAUGGACCGCUGGGCAUUGUUUUGACUUUAUAUUAACGAUGGCGUUGUAGUAGUUGUCCUGGAAAGGUUUAGCAUGAAUGACGGUGGGCAGAAGAUCUUGUAUAAAAGCCAGCAGGGUGCGAUGUCAAACCCAUUGGCUACUGACUGUAAUCAAUCAGGGAAUCGCACGGGGGGAGCGAACGCUAGAGGCGAGCAAAGCACAACAGAAGCCCAGGAGAGGGAGCUUUCUGGACGGCAUGAAAAAGCAAGCUUCGCCGAUUGUGGCCUGCUGCAAGCUCAUUCACUUCUGGUUCUGAGAGGAGGUUCUGAAGGAUGCCCGCUUCCCCUCAAACACACAGCCCUGGAUCCUGGUGAACCGUUUGUGUCCAAAAGGCGGGAGGAUGGCUCAUGGUAUUCCCUCCCAGGGCAAAGUGACCAUCAGUGUGGAUGAGUACAGCUCCAACCCCACACAGGCCUUCACGCAUUACAACAUCAACCAGAGCCGCUUCCAGCCGCCUCAUGUCCACAUGGUGGACCCUAUCCCAUACGACACUCCCAAACCGGCAGGUCACACGCGCUUCGUCUGUGUCUCCGACACGCACUCCCGGACAGAUGGCAUCCAGAUGCCGUACGGGGACGUUCUGCUCCACACGGGCGACUUCACCGAGCUGGGACUCCCCUCCGAGGUCAAGAAGUUUAACGACUGGUUAGGUGGCCUGCCCUAUGAAUUCAAAGUGGUUAUUGCAGGGAACCAUGAACUGACAUUUGACAAAGAUUUCAUGGCUGAGCUGGUCAAGCAGGAUUACUACCGCUUCCCCUCCGUGUCCAAGUUGAAACCCGAGGACUUUGACGACGUUCAGUCGCUCCUUACGAACUGUGUAUACCUGCAGGACUCCGACGUGACAGUAAAGGGAUUCCGAAUAUACGGGGCACCUUGGACGCCCUGGUUCAACGGGUGGGGCUUCAACCUGCCCCGGGGUCAGUCCCUGCUGGACAAGUGGAACCAGGUCCCCGAGGGCAUCGACAUCCUCAUGACUCACGGGCCCCCACUCGGUUUCCGGGACUGGGUUCCGAAGGAGCUGCAGCGGGUGGGCUGUGUGGAGCUGCUGAACACGGUGCAGAGGCGUGUCCGGCCCAAACUCCACGCCUUCGGGGGCAUCCAUGAGGGGUAUGGCAUUAUGACGGACGGGUACACGACAUACAUCAACGCCUCCACCUGCACAGUCAGCUUCCAGCCCACCAACCCCCCCAUCGUGUUGGACCUGCCCAACCCCCAGAGCUCCUGAAGUCACCAGGGAGCCUUGUACAUGUCCAUUCUUUUCUAACCAGUCAAACAUGCUCAAUGUUCUUUCCAAAAAAAAAACAAAAAAAAAAAAGCUUUUGUAAACUGCUGGUACAAAAAUACAUAAAAUUGUGAAUUAAAGAUUGUGGUGGGGGGGAUGGGGAAGGGGUGUCAAGCUGUUGAAAAUGGAUUGGAUCUAUAAUAUGAUGCUUUGUGAAUAUAUGCAUUUUCUGGAUACUUUGAUAUGAAAUGCCAUUGUAGUUUGUUUGUUUUUUGUUAGUUUUUUUUAAUUUUUUUUUAACGUUCCUUUUUUUUUUUUGAGGACAGUUAAGCUUUCUUUUGGCAGACAAGGAGACUGCCCUUAAACUAGCUUUACAGUAUAUUGUGAGAAUGUCACUUCUGUUAGCAGAGAAUAGGUUCCUUAUUUAUUUUCCGUGAUGAGUGAGAAAUGGGAAAAAUGCAUUCAAAGGAACAUCGAGUACUAGGUCUAGUACUAGAUCAGGGAAGAACUGAAUAAGGUUACUGUAAUGUGCGUACCUCGUUGGAAAGAGUUUGAAGUGUGGCAAAUGUACUUACAUGAUCUGACCUCUGCACUAAAUUUGUGUAUUUUUUUUAUAGCAAGUUAAGACCAUAAUUCUGUUUUGUGUGUGUAUGUGUUUACAUGUGUGUGUGUGUGUGUGUAUGUAUGCAUACAGUUUUUAAACACGCGUACAUCUGUACUUCAUCUCUCUCUUUGCUUUCAAUGGUGCCCGUCUCAUGGCCGAAUUUGCCUUACGCACGCAAGAAUUUCAUCGUCAGAAAGGGGCACUUUUACAAACCGACAGCCUUUUUUCUACACACCUGCCUGAACAAGGUUUAGUUGUCCUUUCAAUCUUAAAUAUUAUUGUAUUUGUGUUUUUAUUGUCUCUUUUUCUAAUUUUGCACUGUGUGUAAAUGCAAUCUUGCUAGCACAAUAAAACAUUGCCAAUAGUUGUUUCAACUUCGCCACUGUAAAUGCUUCUUGGCUUUUGCUGACAUAGUUUCCUUGUUUAUGGAAGUUUAGAAUGGCUUCUUUCUUUUAAAUGUAUUGUGAUAUACAUUUAGCUGCCUUUAUAUGCAAAUAAAAUUGCAAGAUUUUUACUUA
Conger conger (European conger) is the source of this 2414-nucleotide messenger RNA. RefSeq names its product metallophosphoesterase MPPED2. The record is from RefSeq and is a predicted model, not a curated record. Bases 411 to 1295 code for a protein of 294 amino acids. NCBI's taxonomy places the organism in Eukaryota, Metazoa, Chordata, Actinopteri, Anguilliformes, Congridae. Gene Ontology annotation, molecular function: hydrolase activity. The transcript has 7 exons.